Molecule: messenger RNA, 909 nt
Organism: Varanus komodoensis (Komodo dragon)
Lineage: Eukaryota; Metazoa; Chordata; Lepidosauria; Squamata; Varanidae
Gene: TVP23A
Product: trans-golgi network vesicle protein 23 homolog A
Exons: 7
Coding region: 1-909 (302 amino acids)
Biological process (GO): vesicle-mediated transport; protein secretion
Cellular component (GO): Golgi membrane
Source: RefSeq, a predicted model, not a curated record
AUGAUGAAGCAGGUGAGGGAGGGAGCCCUGAAUGGUGGGGCGUUAGCGGAUGACACCGAGGAUGUCUCCCUCGACUUUGGAAACGAAGAGGAGCUGGCUUUGCGGAAAGCAAAAAUCAGGCACCCGCUGGCCACCUUCUUCCACCUCUUCUUCCGUGUGAGCGCCAUCGUGACCUACGUGUUCUGCGACUGGUUCAGCAAAAGCUUCAUCGCCUGCUUCGUCGUCACCCUCCUCCUCCUCUCCUUCGACUUCUGGUCCGUGAAGAACGUCACUGGAAGGCUCCUGGUGGGCUUGCGAUGGUGGAACCAGAUCGAUGAGGACGGGAAAAGCCACUGGGUAUAUGAAGCAAAGAAGGUCCCUCCCAACGUAGCUGCCCCGACGGAGGUGGAAGCGCGGAUAUUCUGGCUGGGACUGAUUAUCUGCCCGGCGAUCUGGACUCUCUUCUUCUUCAGCACCUUGUUCUCGCUGAAGCUGAAGUGGCUGGCCCUUGUGAUAGCCGGCAUCUGCCUGCAAGCCGCCAACCUCUACGGCUACAUCCACUGCAAGCUCGGGGGAUCUCAAGCCAGGCACAAGGCCGCCUCGCGGUUUCCGGCACAGGAGAUGUUCCCGCGGGUGAGUUGCUCGGGCACCGUCCCAGGCGCGGAGGGGCCGGGGAGGCUGCCGCUGUUCCAUACCAGUCCGAGAUCCCCGGUUGCAGAGCAGGGAGCCGCCUGGCUCCGCAUCAGGCCCGUGGCCCACCCAGCCCGCAGCCAAGCUGGCGCGCAGACGGGCAGCAGCGGCGGCCCUCCAGGGGCCUCAGGCGGGACGGAAUGUGGGGCCCUCUGCCUGCCACUCCAGGGCUGCCCAGCCGGCCAGCAGCGGGCGGUAUCUGCCAGCAUCCACUGGACUUUCGACAUUUGGCGGUCAUAA